Molecule: messenger RNA, 5268 nt
Organism: Diaporthe batatas
Lineage: Eukaryota; Fungi; Ascomycota; Sordariomycetes; Diaporthales; Diaporthaceae
Exons: 6
Coding region: 3884-5059 (391 amino acids)
Source: RefSeq, a predicted model, not a curated record
UCACCUUUCACCUCGCCGAGAUCUGCCCUCACAGACCCUUUCGUCUCACAACCUCAGCAUCCGCACCCACACCAUGCGUGCGCAGGCAAUCGAAAACCCGUCAUUGUAGGGACGAAGCAGGCAGAGGGCAAGAUCCCAUGGGGUCAACUACAGAUUGAGUGCUUGCUGCUGUCAGUCGUUCAUAAACACCACCCACUCGGGAGCCCUGCCACAUGCAAUUUUCGACCAAGAAAUCCACUUGCAACUCUGCCAGGCGAAUGCGAGCCCACUUGCACCUCCCCGAGUCCCUUGGUUCAUCAGGGCCGAUCCGCACAAGACCCACACAUUCACUACUACUGGCCUGCAAACACAGGGAUUAGUCGACAAGGCCCCGAGGAAAUUUCACGAGAUCCUGAGCCUGAAUUCACCUUGGGCCACAGGGUCCGCCCGGGUUCUAAAAUCAUUGCAGCAGGAAAUGGAGUCUGGAGAUAAGAGCAUGUUUGGACGAGGUUUGAUUUCGUGCUGCGCGUUGGGUAUCAAGUCCCCAGCCAUGGGGUAAACUCGCCUACACAAUCAAGGCUUGACAAGAACCCGACCAGCAGGGCCAUCGUUCGUCCCUCUCGUCCUUCCAGGCCUUGUGCUUAAAUCCGCUUCUGAACCUCCUUGGCACCGUGCAGCAGGCCCUCGACGACGUUGUCCGGCUCGGCGAGGAAGGGCGAGUGAGACCCCUUGGUCGACCAGGUGAUGCCGUUUGCCCCGAACAUGGGCGCCAUCUGCUUCUGGAUGGCUGGCAGCAGCGCCCGGUCGUCCUCGCAGAAGAAGUACAUGCUCUCAAUGUCCUCCCACGCCUGGUACGUCGCCUCGUCCCGGAACACCUGCCCAGACUGGUGCUGCAGCUUGGCGACGGCCGCCUUUGUGAGGUCCUCAGGCACGUCGUGGUAGAAGAUCUCCUCGGGCGUGCGGGCGUACACGCGGUCGCCCUGCUUGUGUGUCAGUACAUGAGCGGCAGCAGGCCCGCGGGAUACUCACCUGGAUGUCCAUCCAAGGCAGCGGGUUGCCACCCAGCAUCUGGAUGAGGCUGAAGCCCUUGGGCACCACAAAGGCAGACAUGUACACCAGCAGCACGACACCGCCCUCCUUGCCCUCAGCUUUGCGCUGCUUGUACGCCAGGUCCUUGGCAGCCUCGCUGAUGACAAGGCCUCCGUACGAGUGGCCAACCAGGACCACCUGUCGGCCUUGGUCCACGAGAGCCUGGGCCUCGGCACGCACUGCGGCGGCGUCGUCGAAUGCACUCUUGGUCGGGGGCUCGGCCCCCACGGACGGGUACGCCACGGCCCGUGUCUCCCAACCCUGUGCAUGCAGCCUGUCCUGCACGAGCUGGUAGCAGUCGGGCGUGUGCCACGCGCCGGGGGCGAAGACAAAAACAGGCUGUGCGUUGGCAGACAUGUUUUAUUGAUUGUGAACGGGGCAAUUGGGGUCGGCGGGAUGUGGGGUAUGCUUGAUAUAAGAUAUUGGCUGGCUUCGUGCGACGUCAAAAAUGGUCAAGUCGAGAACAGACACUGCUAUCUUGGGCCGCAAAUACUACGUGCAGUACGGAUCGGGGCUUCUUGGAAUUGAGCAACCCCGGGGGAUUUAUCUCGUGGCAGCGCGUGCCAGAAAGGGGCUCCAUCUCGACGUUAUCCGGCCUCGUGGCUUGGAUGUCGGAUGCUGCCCACAAGAGCCACCAAACUAGCGUGCGUAUAAGACCAUUCAUCCUUGCUGCUACCCAUCAGUUUGGUCCCUGUAACGACUGAAACGGCAACCCAUCGACAUCCCGGCGGACCCUCCACACGCCACCACGGGAUGGCGGAGGGUCUACGCUACCUAGGUACUUGGCCCAUCGGAUAGUGCGAGUCAUGCUGCGGAUGAUUUCUGUGGGCCAUUCGUUGCGGCUCGGAAGUGUCCUGCGAAGAUGUGGGGUGCACUCCGUACGAAAGUUUGAACCGCAGCCGCACUCGCUCGUCAAGAUCUGAACCAGACAACCAUAUCACAGCGGGAUCUGUUUGUUGCAUUGUCGAUUAAUGCGACUCAAUCUCAUUCUGUGAGAUACUUGGCGUUCCAGAAUGCGUCCAACAUGAACUUUCCAGACCCAGAGAGGCGGUAACGAAGUCGGCCCACGGCCAGCAGUGAACCCUCGGCAUUGUCUAGAAGCUAUAUCCCCACCCACGUCCGGAAGCUUCCUCAGAGUCCCUCGGUGUCGCAAGGAUACAUCCACAUGAAGCAACUCUUCACGUGACCGCUGACAGUUGUAGGAGGCUUACUUACCGCGUCCGAAUCGAGUCUCAUCGGUGACGACUAAUUGACAAUGCGAGCCUCACUGCACGGUACUUUGCAGAGCAUGUAAGGUACUUGCAGAGCACUUACAUAAUGCUGUACGCAGGACACUCUCACCUUGGGACCGAUUUGGUCAACCUGGGAGGAUGCAACACGCCUUCAGCGGGAUCUCGCCCGGACCGAAACACUUGGGCAUCCAGACGAGGAUCCUCGAGCAGCCAUCCCUGACCAUCAGCGGCCGAGAGGAACUAGAUGCGCCGUGGCGAUUGAUUUUCUCAAUCACAGUAACAUGUAGCAUCGCCUUCUUCCCCCGGCUGCCGCGCUACACGUGUACGAUGCAAGGCAUGAAGGGACCGGUGUGCCACCUUGCCGGGCGAUGGAAAGCAUCUUGCGCAUUAGCGUGGACAGAAAGAGACAUGCUUUGAACCCAAUCUCCGCCUGCGAACCAUUGUCCACUCGGAUGUGGCCGUGCAUUCAGAGUUUGUCUACCACCCGGGGUUCAGACCUUCGCGUUGGCCCCCUAUAUUAGCAGUGGCCUGUCAACCGCUUUAGUGUAGGCCGGCGCGCACAGGUACAUCGACAGACGCCGGAUUGCAACGCCUGAGGUUCCGGGGGCAACCACCCCUUUUGUGUUGCAUUCUCUGCGCGUCAAGUUCGACAGCCGGGCCCUGUUCUUUCCAUGUGGCUUCUUCCUCCACCCGUUGGUCUUCUUUUCGAAGUCCCCCGUGGGUCAGCCGUUUUUGGCAGGGGAAAAAGCUGCACAGUGCUCUGCUGCCUGCCUGCCUAGCCUCCUCAUUGUGGGCUGUCGAACUUAAUUGAAAUAUUGAUAACCUAUUCUGGCAAGAAGGUCGCUAACUGACAUGCCAUCGACCGCUGAUCCCACUCAGGGUUCAGUCGGCAGUUCCUUCACGACAGGGCAGUUCAAACCGGCGAGACGUCGCAUUCGCUGUAUAGUGUCAUGUAUAUUUCCGCGCCAUGUCGUAUGGCCCGCCUCCCGAGGUUGACCAGACAUGUCAACCCAAUAUACAAUCAGGGACGGCCCUUGUAGGGGACCCCUCGACUAACGCAGCGGCGGGGGAUUGGGCUGCUGCCCCCUCUUCCAGGGGCGGGCCGUCAAAACCUGACUGGCAGACUGGAGAGGCUGACGAGACUGGGAAGACUCGUUGCACAUUCUUAUUCUCGGGUCUUAAGCGAAGGGGUAAAAAGUCUCCACGGUCUCCCAGGAUUGAUGCAAGUUGCACUCUCACAAGAACAGCGGCCGUGCGCUGCCGACAAACCCACUCCUCGGCCCUAGCAGGAGCCCACAGUUGCGCCGCCUCCCCGGCGGAUACUACGACUCUGGUCUUGAAUACGUCGACCGCGAAUGCCUGUCUUUGUUCCUACUCCCCCAAGUCCCCCUAUGAUAACUCGAACUCCUCCCCACGGGUCUCACCCAUCCAUCCUAUCCAGCCCGCGAGAGACCUCCUUUCACACGUCUGCCUGCUCCGCCCUCGUGGCUGUUCCAACAGUCAAACCAAGCAAACCACAUAUGGUGGUACCUCGGCCAGCGCGAACCUGAAAAGGUCCACUGCUCAGCAGGCAGGCAGGCAAGAUGAGGGCACAGGAGCUCGUCACGAUGGCGACUCCCGCCGACGCCAAUGAGAACACGGGCCCGACGCAGAUCACCACCACAACGAUCCUGCUCGUCCUCUCCACGAUUUUUGUGAUUCUGCGGUUCUGGGCUCGACAUUUUGUAACUGCGCAAUACGGCACGGACGAUUGGUUAAUUGUCGCAGGACUGGUGUCCGUGUUUGUGAUCGGCGGCUUAAACUAUGGAAUGGUCGACUCCGGCAUGGGCCGACACGCCAGCACCCUCAACCUCGACGCGAUAGAAAACGUGCUCAAGCUGCUGCUGGGCUUCGAGUGCAUGUACGUCACGGCCGUGGCGCUCAUCAAGUUCUCGCUGCUCGCGAUGUACCUCCGCAUCUUCCCAAGCCGGGGGUUCAAGAUCGCCGCCUACAUCAUCGGGGGCACCGUGGCCGGGUGGUGGAUCGCCAUCGUCCUCGUCUGCAUCUUCCAGUGCAACCCCAUCUACGUGGCCUGGGAGCCCUGGGUGGCCGGCCAGUGUAUCGAUCUCAAGGGGUCGUUCAUCGGUAACGCGGUCCCCAACAUUGUCACCGACAUUGCCAUCUUGAUCAUGCCCGUCAAGCAGGUCUGGGCGCUGCACACCCAGCUCGCACAGAAGAUCUCGCUGAUCUGCACGUUCGGCCUUGGCAGCUUCGUCCUCAUUGCGAGUAUAUACCGGUUCUCAACCAUCAUGCAGUUUGACCCGAACGAUACUACUUUCACCCUCGCCACGGCUUGCACGUGGUGCGUGGUCGAGUGCGCCUGCGGCGUCAUCUGCGCGUGCCUGCCGACCCUCCGGCCCCUGGCCAGGAAGGUGUCGAGCCAGUUCGGCAGCACGGGCAACAAGUCGCGGUCCGGGAGCCGCGCCAACGAGCUCGUCACCAUCGGCGGCGGCAACACCUCGCACAUGAACAGCCGCAACAUGACCAAGAGCCCCUUCCAGAAGCUCGGCAAGGACUCCGAGUUCAUGUACCCGGGCGAGGCGGACCUGUCGACGCGCCCCGGGUCCGGAGGGGUCGUCAGGACCACCGAGGUCACCAUGACUAGCAGCUCGACGGGUACGACAAAGACGACGCAGCACGGGUACGCGAGCUCUGGUGACAGCGGGACGAUCCUGGAUCGGUCGAGGAGCCGUGGGGAGACGGGGAGUAGCUUUGUUUGAUGCGCCUGAUCACCCGGGCUGCUGUGUAUAAAAUAGCGGUGUGAAAUUGGCAUAUAGAGAUUAAUCACAUAACUAAUAAUAUUUCUGGAGCAAGUCGAUACCCUCAAAGAACGAUACGCGCAGCAGCUUUGGCACGACUGCGGUGAGUGACGGUCUCUGUUGCGGCCUGGUCUUCGCGGGCGCAGUAUGUCACUUUCUGGUGUUUCUUG